Messenger RNA from Triplophysa rosa, 955 nucleotides. RefSeq names its product HMG domain-containing protein 3-like. Lineage: Eukaryota; Metazoa; Chordata; Actinopteri; Cypriniformes; Nemacheilidae. The transcript has 3 exons. The record is from RefSeq and is a predicted model, not a curated record. Bases 20 to 763 code for a protein of 247 amino acids.
CCUAAGAUUGCGGGAAGAAAUGAAGAAUAGGUCAUCUUACGACAAGAUCUUUGAGAAAGUCUGGGGAGCUUCAGGUGGCUGGGCAGUUGUUAUGUGCCCCUGUGGAGUGGUCUACUCAAUAACAUGUAAUUUAAGAGCAGAGAGUCCCAGAGACUAUGCUGACAUGUUGCUUAGCUGGAAGCACUUCCCAAACAUUGCCAUAUAUGACUUUGCAAGGGGAUUGGCAACACACACUAACUUGAGGGAGCCUGAAAAUUUGCCAUUUAGUCCACAUGAGGGGCGGCUGGCUGAAGCAACUGCAGACAAUCUACAAUUGGCUGCCGAGGGAAGGCUAAAGGUCAGUUUACCAUGGCUUAAAACUAAGAAAACAGGCCACCCAAUCACUGGGUCAUCUGACCACUACACCCUGUACGACGGUUUCCAUGAGCGGAAUACAAAGGAUGCUAAAGAUGCCCUUAGAAGGAUUGCACUUGUUCCAGAACUGGCUGGCUGGGUUAACAGCCAGUGCGCCGAGCAACUAUUUUCAGACAUGAGAAAGAACAACUAUUUUUUGAAUACCCUCACACCUUCUGAGCACAUCUUCAUGAUGCGGAACAUGCUGCACCACUACAACACAAAAUGCAAUAACAAAACUAAAACCAGCAUCCAGAAAGUAGUGGGCAGAGAUGUUCAACUGCAGUUGGAUCACAAUGGGCAGAUAGUAAUUGGCACAGCUGCACAGAUAGCUACUGAAACAGAUGAAACAACACAAUCUGGUGAGUGACACAAAACUUAAAAAUAAUAGCCAUGAAUUUAACAGUAUGGAUCUGCUUUGUGUUAGGACAUAUUUCUUGAUCAAUUUAUGUUUUCCACUGCUCCUCUUUUCACACAAGGAGAUUCGGUCAAGAAAUUGUUUCUUUUACUUGUAAUUGUACACUACUGUUUUAAAAUGUAUAUAGCUGUAAACAAGCUUUAU